Saccostrea echinata is the source of this 4728-nucleotide messenger RNA. Its product is annotated as serine/threonine-protein phosphatase 6 regulatory ankyrin repeat subunit B-like. The transcript has a single exon. Bases 1 to 4728 code for a protein of 1575 amino acids. NCBI's taxonomy places the organism in Eukaryota, Metazoa, Mollusca, Bivalvia, Ostreida, Ostreidae. Gene Ontology annotation, molecular function: protein binding. The record is from RefSeq and is a predicted model, not a curated record.
AUGGCAAACACCUUUGUCAAAAUAAGAGCUUUAGAGAGAGCAAAGCAACUAUUAGAGGAGAAUAGUUACGUUAUCAUAAAGGGUAACCCUGGCUCGGGGAAAACAACACUAGCUAAAUGGUUGUUAAAGAUAUUAAUGGAUAAUGGAAAACGUCCUCUUCAGCUUUUUAAGGUUUCUAAACUUUAUGGUAGAGUAUCAGCGGAUGACAAUGUUGCACUCUUCAUAGACAAUGUAUUUGGUGAAUUCUCGUUUUCAACUACGGAGUUCAACGAAUUUAUCAAUAAAAAAGAAUUAAUAACAUCUGUUUUAAAAUAUAACGAAAACAGAACGGGAAAUGUUUUACUUUUGACAAUCAGGAAUGAUAUUUACAUGGAAGUUCUCGAUAAACGAAAGUCCAAUUCCUUCUUUUGCUCCUCUGUGACUGACUUAUCAAGCGGAGAAUAUGCUUUACAAACUAACGAAAUUGAGAUGUUUCUCGAGAAAUAUGGGUUGUCUGCAGAAGGGAAGGGUCAAGAUAUGAAGGAAAAACACUCUGAGUUAUAUCGAUCAUUGGGAUUUCCUCAGUGCUGUAGCUUAGCACGUGGAAAUCCUGAGUUUGGAAAAAAUAUUUCAAAUUUUCUCAAUGACCCUAGUCUGUAUCUGAAAGACUACAUUGACACCCAGAUAAGGGAAAAACAUGCUAAAACUGCUGUGCUUAUAUACAUACUACUGAAAGGUGGUCACGUGGAAGCAGCGCUCUUCAAAAAUCAAAAGGAUCGGGAAACUAAAAUGGUUGCUUUAGGAAUGCUUGAAUUAGGGCGUCCAUCAUUUGGCCAAUUCCAAAAGAGCAUUCAUUUAUAUGAAGGUUUCUUAACAAAACAUGACAAAAUAAAUAAUGCUUUCAUGUUUUCUCACAGUUCUGUUCAGGAGGCAAUAUUUAGAGAAUUGUUUGUUGCAUUUCCAGAGGAAAUUACACGCAAUUGUCAUCAUUCCUUGCUUCAGAGUUUGACUACAAGUAUAAAUCCAAAAAGUACACAGAUUGUCAUAGAGAAGGAAAUGUUUGAAAUUGUAGCUUGUCGGAUUGAACAGAUAUUAAGGGAAGGUUCAGACUCAGGAUUUCGUUCGAUAUCUGUUUUGGAGCUUUGGACUGAUUCAGACUUUUACCAUCAUAUUCUAAAAAAUGAGUUAUGUAUUGAAUAUAUUAAAAAACAGGUCGAUUCCAAAGGAAAUGGAAUGAUAGUACAUUUCGCAAAAGCAGGGCAUAUAGAUUGGAUUCGUGAACUGCUGCAGAAUUCAGAUGAAACACAAAAGUAUCGGUCACUUAAUGCUGCAUGCGCAGAAAAUCAAGAGAGCAUUGUUAGGAAUAUUUUAUCUAGCGGAGUUAAAUCUGAUCUAACUACUUGCUUUCACGCAAUACAAGGUGGAAAUUUGAACCUUUUCAUGGAAUUAUGCGAAUCAGUAGACGCACUUCAAACUUCUUUCUCUCUUCAUCCAAAGUGUUCCAAUACAAACAACAGUUUACUUCAAGAGGCUUGUUCAAUGGAACAAUUACAAUUUGUGGAACCUUUGUUGAGUCGUUACCCAAAACUUAAGGACAUAAAAAAUAAGUUCGGUGAAACGGCAAUGCAUUCUGCUGCACAAUCUGGAAAUAUCAAUGUCUUCAAUCUUCUCUUAAAAGCCGGUUUAAAUCCUUUAGAAAGAAAUUAUAAAAUGGAAACUGUUCUUGCAUGCGCUGUUAAACAUGGAAAACUAUCCAUGGUAAAAUUCUUGGUUAAAAAAUACCCAAGACUUUUACAAAGCCACACUUUUUACCAUGGAACAACUAUUUUACAUCUGGCUGCCUUAUCUGGAAAUGUUGAUCUUUUCGAAUUUCUUACGGGACAGUACGAACUUCCCUCGACCAGGCUUAAAAAACCAAAUAUUAGCAAACGAGAUGACGAUGGCCUAAAUGUGUUGCACUACGCAUGUUCUGCUGGUCAUCUUGAAAUAAGUAGAUUCUUAAUAUCAAAAUAUCCCCAGCUGCUUUCUGAAAAAGACAAUUACGGAGAAGAUGUGCUACACAAAGCAGCAGUGGGAGGUAAUGUUGAUCUGUUUCAAUUGUUACUGAACGAGGGUUUGAAAAUAGAAAGCACAGCAAAUAACGGUAACAGUGUAUUGCAUUCCUCUUUAUACACGGAUAAAGAAGAGGUGUGUAGAUUCCUAGUAAACAACUAUCCCGACUUUAUAAAGAAGAGAAACAAUGCAGGUUGGACAGCUGUACAUUGUGCUUGUGAGGGUGGAAAUGUCGGGCAUUUGUCUUUCCUUUACGACAAAGGCUUGGAUAUCGAUGCAUUAACCAAUCUUGGAAAAUGUGUCCUUCAUAUUGCAUGUUAUAGUGCUAAUUAUGAUGUGAGCAGGUAUUUAGCUGAGAAGUAUAAAAAAUUUCUACAUAUCAUUGAUAAGAGAGGACACACAGUUUUGCAUGAUGCAAGCUUUGGAGGAAACGUAGAUAUUUUCAAGCUUUUGAUAACGAAAGGUUUAGACAUCAACUGUGUAGAACACAACGGAAAGACAGUUCUUCAUAUAUGCUGCUAUAAAGCAAGAAAGGGAAUGUGCGAAUAUCUGGUCGAGAAUUACCCACAUUUACUCGAUAUUAAAGAUAAUAAUGGCCAUACAGUUUUACACGAUGCUUGUAUCGGUGGAAGGGUUGAUAUUGUGGAUUUUCUGGUCACUAAAGGCAUGAACAUCAAAGCCGUGACAAACAUUGAAGAUUUGAAUGAAAAUACCUAUCCGAGAAAUAGUGAAAUGUCUCAGUUUUUAAAGAAAGGUAAUAAUAUCAAUGCUACAGGAGGGAAAACAGUUUUACAUAUCAGUUGUUUAUGCAGUAGAAGACAGAUGUGUGUGUAUUUGGUCCAAUGUUACCCUCAAUUAAUGGAGAUCAAGGACAAUGCUGGAAGAACGGUUUUACAUGAUGCAUGUUUGGGUGGAAAUGUCGGAAUUUUGUCAUUCCUCCUUAGCAAAGGUAUGGAUAUCAAUGCUUUGACGACCUUAGGUAAUUCAGUGCUUAAUAUGUCAUGUAUCAGUGCUAAAUAUAUUGUAUGUGAAUAUUUAGUAAACUACUUUCCACACCUACUGAAUGUUAUUAACAAAGAUGGUUACUCAUGUUUGCACCUCUCAGCCGCUGGAGGUAACGUUGACAUUUUGAAACUUUUUUUACGAAAAGGCAUGGAUAUAAAUUCCGUCGGAAAAAGUGGAAAAACAGUUCUCGGGAUAAGCUGCCGUUUUGCUCAGUCAGAAAUGUGUUAUUUUCUUUCUGAAAAUUAUGCACAUUUGAAAGAAAUCAAGGACAAUGAGGGUCAAACAGCGUUACAUGAUGCAUGUUGGGGAGGAGAUGUGAACAUUUUUACUUUUCUUCUUGGGGAAGGCUUAGACAUCAAUGCUUUGACAGACAAGGGAGAGACACUACUUCAUUUUGCAUGUGAAAGUGGUAAAUACUCUCUGUGUGAGUGUCUUAUCUUCAACCACUCACAUUUACUUAACCAAAAGGAUGAUUUUGGCUAUACAGUUUUGCAUUUAGCAGCAACAAGUGGUAAUAUUGAUGUUGUAAAACUUUUGAGAGAGAAAGGAUUGGAUAUGAUGUCUGUAGGUCUAAAUGGUAAAACUGUAUUGCAUCUGUCCAGCAUGAAUAGUAGAAAGGAAAUGUGCAAAUAUAUUCUGCAAUAUUAUCCUCAGCUCAAAAAUAUUAGGGAUGAAGAUGGUCAUACAGCCCUACAUGAUGCAUGCGAGGGUGGGAAUGUAGAUACUGUGUCGUUUUUACUUGCUAGAGGUUUUGAUAUCAAUGCAUUGACGAAUACUGGGGAGACUGUCCUUCAUUCUGCAUGUUUCAAUGGCAAUUAUAGUGUUUGCAUGUUCUUACUUGACAAGCAUCCUCAUUUACUUAAUGUCAAGGACAGACAUGGUAACUCAGUAUUGCACGACGCAGCCUCGGGAGGAAAUGUUAACAUUUUGAAAUGUUUGAUUACGAAAGGUCUGAAACUCAACUCACUAGGGGCUAAUAGAAAGACAGUUCUACAUUUCGCCUGUCAUUACUGUAGAAAAGAAAUGUGCGAAUAUCUUAUAAAUAACUUUUCUCAGCUAAUGUAUAUCAAGGACACCGAGGGGUACACUGCAUUACAUGAAGCUUGUAUUGGCGGAGAUGUAUCAAUUUUAUCAAUUCUUCUGGAUAAAGGUAUGAACAUCAACGCAUUAGACAGGCGGGGUUAUUCUGUCCUCGACGUUGCAUGUUCCAAUGGAAAGUAUGCCGUGUGCAAAUAUUUAGUGGCGAAGCAUAAAGACUUACUGCGUUUCAGACACAAAUAUGGUUUUUCACUUUUGCAUAGCACAGCUCUAGGAGGUAAUGUGGAAAUCUUUAAGUUUCUGAGGAUAAAAGGAGUGGAAAUCAACUCUGAUGUAAAUGGGAAAACGGUUUUACACAUUUGCUGUCUCCAAGGUAAACAAGAGAUGUGCAAGUUCCUUCUUGAGAAUUACUCUCAUUUAAAAAAUGUGAAAGAUAGAUUUGGUCAUACAGCGUUGCAUGAUGCCUGUAUUGGUGGAAAUUUGGAAAUGGUCCGUUAUCUUCUUGGAAAAGGGUUGAAUGUUAACAUCCUUACAAAUGCUGGAGAAAGUGUCUUAAAUCUUGCUUAUGAUAAUAAAAAGCAUGAUAUUUUUCAGUAUUUUGUUAACAGCCAUCCUCAUUUAGUCUUAUGUUUAUUUAAGGACUAUGAAAUGUAA